AUGUCAAAGCGCUCUCAAGUGACACAGGAAUCAGGCGACGAAACAUUUCAACCAGCCAAGAAAGUGCGACGUUCAAGUGCGGAUGUCCCGACGGAUGUUAGAAGCUCUACGCCUAGCUCCUCGGAGCUGAGGAGUCCCUUCCUGGUUGACGCGCCAUCGCAAGUCGUAACAGUAAUCUCCUGGAACGUCGAAACCUCUGCACCUUUCUUAGACUUGCACCCUCGUAAACUCGUGUCCUACGGGGUCACCUCAUCAAAGCAACAGAAGCCAAACGUCCUGCGACAGUUGAUAACGCGGCAUAACUUCCCAGAUUUUGUCUGCCUGCAAGAAGUCCGUGGCAGGCACGGCGACAGUCAGUGGAUAGCAGCGUUAGCUGCUGCAGCCAAUGGUUCCGAAGGACCAAAAUACACGGCUUACACGUCCCUCAAUCGCGCCACAAGGGGACAGCGCCAUUUCGGCGUGGUUACGUACGCCAAAAAUCCAUCCCAGAUUGCCGUAGCUCGAGAGGUAGAGUGGGACGUGGAAGGAAGGGUCAUGAUCCUGGAGAUGCACAGUGGCUGGGCCCUUGUUAACGUAUAUGCUCUCAAUGGCAGUGAGUAUGCCUGGGUGGACCAACGCACACCGCAGAAGGCGACAAGCAAGACGCGUAAUCAGCGAAAACGCGAGUUCAACAAGCUUCUCCUGGAAGAGGUCAAGAAGAUGCGAGCACGGGGACUACGAGUCAUCCUCAUAGGAGAUUUUAACAUUUCACUCACGAAGCGCGACUGCAUUCCGAGACUCCGUACUGAAUAUCCGCACGCCCUCGCGCGGAAAGAAUUCAACGAGCAAUUUAUACCUCAAGCUGCAGUUGUCGACAUCUUCCGCGAGCGCCACGGGGACAAGAACGAGUUCAGCUGGUUUGCCAAGGGGAAGCCACGAGGGACAGAUUGCGCCAGAGUGGACUAUGCCUUGGUCGAUCGCCGACUCAUAGGCAACGUCGUAGAAAGCGCAUACCUAGAGGACCCCCAGGAGCGUGCGCAUAGCGACCACGCGCCCGUCCUUCUCAGACUGCGAGACAUGGACAGAAUAAAGCAAGAGUGAUAUAUCACAGAUGACAGUUGUCACCGACCACACGAGAUCGUCUAUGGCUCGGUUUAC
Molecule: messenger RNA, 1137 nt
Organism: Gloeophyllum trabeum ATCC 11539
Lineage: Eukaryota; Fungi; Basidiomycota; Agaricomycetes; Gloeophyllales; Gloeophyllaceae
Product: DNase I-like protein
Exons: 1
Coding region: 1-1080 (359 amino acids)
Biological process (GO): base-excision repair
Cellular component (GO): nucleus
Molecular function (GO): phosphoric diester hydrolase activity; DNA-(apurinic or apyrimidinic site) endonuclease activity; double-stranded DNA 3'-5' DNA exonuclease activity
Source: RefSeq, a predicted model, not a curated record